This is a messenger RNA of Perognathus longimembris pacificus (Pacific pocket mouse), 1269 nucleotides long. RefSeq names its product G protein-coupled receptor 83 (gene Gpr83). NCBI's taxonomy places the organism in Eukaryota, Metazoa, Chordata, Mammalia, Rodentia, Heteromyidae. The record is from RefSeq and is a predicted model, not a curated record. Gene Ontology annotation, cellular component: membrane. Gene Ontology annotation, molecular function: neuropeptide Y receptor activity. Gene Ontology annotation, biological process: neuropeptide signaling pathway. Bases 1 to 1269 code for a protein of 422 amino acids. The transcript is spliced from 4 exons.
AUGCUCCCGCACUUCUUGCUGCUCUUCCUCCUCCACACGGGGGAAGCCACGGAACGUCCCGAGGGCCGGGGCGACGAGCAGAGCCUGGCCAUGGCCCUGGCUGUGCCCAACGCGUCGCGCUUCUUUUGGAACAACUACACCUUCUCGGACUGGCAGAACUUCGUGGGCAGGAGGCGCUACGGGGCCGAGUCCCAGAACCCCACGGUCAAAGCCCUGCUCAUCGUGGCUUACUCCUUUAUAAUCGUCUUCUCGCUCUUUGGCAACGUGCUAGUGUGCCAUGUCAUCUUCAAAAACCAGCGGAUGCACUCCGCCACCAGCCUUUUCAUUGUCAACCUGGCGGUCGCAGACCUCAUGAUCACCCUGCUCAACACCCCGUUCACGCUGGUUCGAUUUGUGAACAGCACAUGGGUGUUUGGGAAGGGAAUGUGCCACAUCAGCCGCUUUGCCCAGUACUGCUCCCUGCAUGUCUCUGCUUUGACACUGACGGCCAUUGCUGUGGACCGCCACCAGGUUAUUAUGCAUCCAUUAAAACCCCGGAUUUCCAUCACUAAAGGUGUCAUCUACAUUGCUGUGAUCUGGAUCAUGGCUACCUUCUUUUCGCUCCCGCAUGCCAUCUGCCAGAAGUUGUUUACCUUCAAGUACAGUGAGGACAUUGUACGCUCACUAUGCCUGCCAGACUUCCCUGAACCAGCUGACCUCUUUUGGAAAUACCUGGACCUGGCCACCUUUAUUCUGCUUUACAUCCUCCCCCUCUUCAUCAUCUCGGUGGCCUAUACCCGCGUGGCCAAGAAGCUGUGGCUGUGUAAUACCAUUGGUGAUGUGACCACAGAACAGUAUCUUGCUCUGCGGCGCAAGAAGAAGAAGACCAUUAAGAUGCUAAUGCUGGUGGUUGUCCUCUUUGCCCUCUGCUGGUUUCCCCUCAAUUGCUACGUCCUUCUUCUCUCCAGCAAGGUCAUCCACACCAACAAUGCUCUCUACUUUGCUUUCCACUGGUUUGCCAUGAGCAGCACCUGCUACAACCCCUUCAUCUAUUGCUGGCUGAAUGAGAACUUCAGGGUUGAGCUAAAGGCAUUACUGAGCAUGUGUCAAAGACCUCCGGAGCCCCAGGAAGAAAGAAUGCCCUCCCCAGUCCCUUCCUUCAGGGUGGCUUGGACAGAGAAGAGCAAUGGUCGGAGGGUUUUGCUAGCCAAUAACCUCUUGCCCUCCACCCAGCUCCAGUCUUGGAAGACAGACCUGUCAUCGGUGGAACCCAUUGUGGCAAUGAAUUAG